AUGGCUAAACCCUUCAUAUCAGCCUACAAAGCUGGCUCAACGCUCCCAUCAAACUGCCUCGAGGAAGAAAAACUAAUAUACUGGUAUCGGCCAACUCCCAAAUCAACGGACUGCAAUGCGACGGACACAACCAUACGAAGCGCCGACAACGGCGGUGAUAGCUUCCUCGCUGCCUGCAGCCGCCCAGAUGGCGCAAACACAAUGCAAGACUCCGUCUUCGUGGUCACACAGCUAAAGCAGCCAGCACUAGUGGCGGUGACGUCGGGCAUGAACAUACAGACGUUUCAUGCACCGGCAGGGAUACGAGCAUGGACGGUGCCAAUGAGCGUUGGUGCCCAGUCAUUCCACGUCGAGAGGAAUGGGAAGAUGGUCGAUGAGCUGUCUGGGACUAGUCUAAGGGAUAUUGUCGACAAUUGCAUCUGUGGUAUAUACAAUUUUAAUGCUUAUGUCGGGACGUUGCCUGCUGAUGCGGAGGUUGAUCGGCUAGCGCCUGAUGGGAGGGCGCUUUUAAAGCAGGGAUUGAGGGUGCCUUGCCCCCUAAUAAACUGA
Penicillium antarcticum is the source of this 549-nucleotide messenger RNA. RefSeq lists its product as uncharacterized. The transcript has a single exon. The record is from RefSeq and is a predicted model, not a curated record. NCBI's taxonomy places the organism in Eukaryota, Fungi, Ascomycota, Eurotiomycetes, Eurotiales, Aspergillaceae. Gene Ontology annotation, molecular function: glucan endo-1,3-alpha-glucosidase activity. The coding region runs from base 1 to 549 and encodes 182 amino acids.